Canis lupus familiaris (dog) is the source of this 3233-nucleotide messenger RNA. It is a transcript of the gene FCMR, whose product is annotated as Fc fragment of IgM receptor. Gene Ontology annotation, cellular component: plasma membrane. Bases 323 to 1555 code for a protein of 410 amino acids. Gene Ontology annotation, molecular function: transmembrane signaling receptor activity. NCBI's taxonomy places the organism in Eukaryota, Metazoa, Chordata, Mammalia, Carnivora, Canidae. The transcript has 9 exons. The record is from RefSeq and is a predicted model, not a curated record.
UUUUAGUCUAAGACAAGAGAGCAAACAAGACAAGUUGUCAUUUCCUCAUUUUCAAGCCUUGCUCCUCGUGAGGCCAGAGAUCUCUUUCAAGCUCCAGAUUGUAAAGGUUUCCUGGGUGAGCAGGGGGUCUCUGUUCCCAUCUCCAGGGGCUCUUGGAUGGGACCUUGCUCUGGAAGGAGCCAUGGACCUCUGGCUUUGGUCACUUUGCUUCUUGCCAGAGUUUGCACAGUCUGGCUGCUUCAGUGAACUACCAUAGACAGCGUGACUUCAACAGUAGGUAUUUCUUUCUUCCAGUCCUGGAAACUAGAAGCCCAAGAUCAAGAUGCCAGCAAAUAUUGCACUUGUGGCUGGGGCUCUGAGGAUCCUCCCAGAAGUAAAGAUGGAGGGAAUGCUUGGUGGAUCCAUUACCAUUGAGUGCCCACUUCCCCAAAUGCACGUGAGGCUCUAUCUGUGCCGGGAAAUAGCCGAAUCCGGAGUAUGUGCCACCGUGGUAUCCAACAAGAACUUCGUCAAGGAAGAGUACAAGCACCGAGUCACCCUGAAGCCUUGUCCAGAUAGGAAGCUGUUCCUAGUAGAGGUCACCGAGCUGACCAAGAGUGACAGUGGCAUCUAUGCCUGUGGAACCGGCAUGAACACAGACCGGGGCAAGACCCAACAAGUCACCCUGAGUGUCCACAGUGAGUAUGACCUAUUCUGGGAAGAGGAGCCGAUGCCUGAGCCUCCAAGUUGGUUUCAUAAAUUCCUACACAUGCCGAUGCCCCCUUGGUUCAAGAUGCCCCCACCUCCCAGUUCUUUCGAAUUCAUCCCUAAAGUGGUAACACCAGCUCCAAGGACUGAGGCCCCUCCAGCAGUUCACUCCUCCCCCCCGAUCCCAAUCUCUCACCACCUUCGAGUUUCCAGAGCAUCUUCAGUAGCAGCUUCCAAGCCCCCAACCCUCCUGCCCUCCACCAUAGCCUCAAAGACCUCAGCUCCGGAGGCACUGCCGAGGCCCCAGACGGCCAGCUACAACUACCACACCAGGCUUCACAGGCAGAGAGCCUUCCACCAGGACCCCGUGCCUGGGUUGGAAGACCAAGGAUUUCACAUCCUGGUCCCCACCACCCUGGCCCUCAUCCUGCUGGCACUGCUGGGGCUGCUGAUGAAAAGGGUCAUUCAGAGGAGGAAAGCCCUCUCCAGGCGGGCCCGCCGCGCGGCCGUGAGGAUGCGCGCCCUCGAGGCGUCCCAGCGGCCUCCGCCGCAUCGGCCCCGCGGGUCGCAGCCGCCGCGCUCGCAGAACAACAUCUACACCGCCUGCCCGCGGCGCGCUCGAGCGGCGGACGCGGAGGGCGUCCCUCCUCUCCCCGGCUCCCGACCCUCGGCGCCACCUGUCGCUCCGCAGGCGUCUGAAGUUCUCUGGCUCCACGCCCCGUCUCUGAAGACCAGCUGUGACUAUGUGAGCUGCUACCGUGAGCCUGCUGCCAACGCGGAGGACACAGAUUCGGAUGACUAUGUCAAUAUUCCUUACCUGACUCACCUAUCCAGCUGUCCCCCUGGGCCCAGACCUUGGUGCCAAUGAGCCCUAUCUAGCUGCUUGUUUCCAAUACUUGCUCUGUUUUCAGAGCCCUCAUUACCUCCUGCACCAGCCUCAAGUCUUGUUCCUGUCUCUUCAGAGAAUAGCUCAGUAGCCCCCUCCCAGCUCUUCUUGCGCACCUCUGCAGCCACCCUGUGGUUUUCAGGUGGGCUCUGGGCAUGCAGAGCAUUUGUCUUGGUUGCACCAGCUUCCUCUCCAAGCCGUGGAAUCUGCAGAGCGUCUUUGAUCACAGGAUCUUUACUGCCAUGGCUCCGGACCCAUGGCAUCAGGCUGGAGCAUAGGCAUGGCUGUGGCUUUGGGAGACUUUCUCAGGCUUGGGCGUCACACCAGUGGAAGGCUCUUGGACCUCGUAGUGAGGGAUGCCUCAGUCCUGUGAGUUACGAAAGGGUCAGGUAUGAAAUGCCCCUGCUCCUUUGCCCUGAUCUUGAGGCAGCCUCUUACUAGUGAGCUUCUGUACAUCUUGAGUCCGAUGGUGAGGACAUUUUCUCCUGAUGUGAUGAAAUGUAAAUUUUCAGAACCACGCUUGUUAGUGUUAGUGAUCAUAUGUAUACAUGUCCCUAAAUUCUCUUUACUGUCUCCCUCCCUUGAUGCACAUAAGUACCCUGACCCGUGUGUCUCCCCUGUUUUAAAAAUAGCAUAGUUUGUGUCAUCUCUUUAUCUUUCUUCCAUGGCUUAGCACUAACUUUGUGUACCUAUCUGAAUGUUGGUCUGUUUUGGUCACCCCAAACUAUUACAUCUCUGCUUCAGAAAUGCCCCCUCAUUUCUUUGCCAUGUAAUCUGUGCCAAGGUAGGGGAGGAAAGUGGCUUCUUGGAGGGCCAGGUGCUCUGUAAUAGCACUUACGUCAUGAAAGGAGAGAGAUUGGCCCUUCACCAUAUACUUUCUCAUCAGUUUUCUGGGCCAGGGCAGAGGCAGACAUUGCAUCUCUGGACUAAAGUCAACUACAAAGUCCAUUCAGAGCUUGAGACUAGAGAACACCCAGUCUUGCUGUUGAGAAGAAGACCUUUCCUGGAUGCAUAACUCAGCCUUACUGGGCACUUGUCCACACUUAGAAAGAAGAGGCUGCCAGAAAUGAGUCUCCUGCCUUUUAUUAGCAGAGAGAUUGGACAGUCCAUCCAGGUAUGAUGACACCACCAGCAGUGUCAACUUGACAAUGGCACCCUCUCAAGUGGCUGAUAAGAAUGUAUAGUGUAAGAGAGGAGGGGCCCCAAUGAGAAGGGAUGAUGGAAAUGGGGUGGGGAGAAAUGAAAUGUUUAGUGAGGCUGCAUUGUGCUGGGCACUUAGCCUGCGUUGUAUCUUCUAUCAUUUACCUUUCAAACUGAUGCCCCUCACCUCCACCCCAAUGCUCUGUUCCUACAGAUCUCGUGGCAGUAUGGUUUCUAGCCCAUGAAGUUCAACCUCGUAUCCCAGCACCCCCUCAUUGAUCCUCAAUAAUUCAAAUACAGACAAAAAACCCAGUUUAUUAAGCAUUUACUGAGCACUCAUCCACUGUCCCACACGGUGUCAAGCAUUGUGGAGAAUAAAAAAGAAGCAUGGGGCACUGUCCCUGCUGCCUACACAGAAUUUACGAUGUGACAAAUAAAUAUGACAUCAGUUAAAACACUGACAGGAAUUAAAUAGAGUGGUAAUAAAUACAGAAAUCUACCUUGUAGAUCAUUCACAGCA